Messenger RNA from Scomber japonicus (chub mackerel), 1637 nucleotides. It is a transcript of the gene glrx3, whose product is annotated as glutaredoxin 3. Lineage: Eukaryota; Metazoa; Chordata; Actinopteri; Scombriformes; Scombridae. The record is from RefSeq and is a predicted model, not a curated record. The transcript has a single exon. The coding region runs from base 6 to 983 and encodes 325 amino acids.
AAAAGAUGGCGAAUCUCGUGGAGGCGACGAACCAGCAGCAGCUUGAAGGUUUUUUAGCCAAAGCUGGAAAAUGCCUGACAGUGGUGCAUUUCCAGGCAGCGUGGGCUCCUCAGUGCGGCCAAAUGAACGAAGUGAUGGCCGUGCUGGCGAAGGAGCACCCGCACACCACGUUUGUGAAGCUGGAAGCGGAAGCAGUGCCGGAGGUGUCGGAGAAGUAUGAAGUCGCAUCGGUGCCCACUUUCAUUUUCUUCAAAGGAGGGGAAAAUGUGGAUCGACUGGAUGGCGCACAUGCUCCAGAGUUGACCAAGAAGGUACAGCUCCUAGCAGUCACUGGAAGUGCUGGUGAAAGUGCAGAAAGUAAGACCACAGAGCUGAACCAGCGGCUGAAGAAGCUCAUCAAUGCUGCACCUUGCAUGCUCUUCAUGAAGGGGUCCCCGCAGGAGCCCCGCUGCGGCUUCAGCAGGCAGAUAGUGGCCCUGCUGAAAGAGCACAGCAUCCAGUUCAGCAGCUUCGACAUCUUGUCCGACGAGGAGGUCAGACAGACGCUGAAGACCUACUCCAACUGGCCCACCUACCCUCAGCUCUACGCCAACGGGGAGCUGGUGGGAGGCCUGGACAUUGUGAAGGAGCUGGCUGAGUCUGGGGAGCUUGAAAACACUUGCCCAAAAGCUGUCAGCCUGGAGCACCGCCUGAAGACCGUUAUCAACCAGAGUGCGGUCAUGCUGUUCAUGAAGGGCAACAAGGAGGCUGCAAAAUGUGGCUUCAGCAGGCAGAUAAUAGAGCUUUUGAACGGCACCGGGGUGUUUUAUGACACCUUUGAUAUUCUGCAGGAUGAAGAAGUGCGUCAGGGUCUCAAGACAUACUCUAACUGGCCCACCUACCCUCAGCUAUACGUGAAAGGAGAGCUGAUCGGAGGUUUGGACAUAGUCAAGGAGCUGAAGGAAAGCGGAGACCUGCAAUCAGUGCUGAAGGGGGAGUCGUAGGUGGAUUUGCCAAGUCAACAAAGAUGGAGAGCAAAAACAGCUUCCCACAUGAUGCCCAAAAGAGUCCUCUGUGGCUGAUGUAACACUAGGGCCAGGAAGUGAAAGAUAGAGUUUAUGAAAGCAAGUUAAGAGUUAACAAUAUAUUUUUUCUCUCUCUCUUUUGCUCUCUCUCACUUAUAAUAAACCCAUUGCAGCAUUAUGAUAGUUUGACUUUAAGUUAAAAUGAAGAGAAAUUAUUCUGCAGUGUUUCAGUGUUUUGCUUUUGGGCAAUACUUGGAAAAACAGUAGAGUCCAGAAGACAUUUGGACCCUACUGUAUAUCUUGAGAAAUGUUUAAAGUGAGAAGUUAAGCCUAAUUUAAUAAAGAGUUGUUAAAGCACCUUCAGCUUGACUUACAUUCAUAUUAUCCGAUGCCAUUUAACAUUUUUGGGGUUACAUCUGCUCUUUCUGUAUACAAAGCCUCACAGUGGACAACAGGUUAAUAUUUAGUGUCAUUUACCAACUGACCCAGCUGCUGACUCAUCGUGCCGUCCUGUCCAGCUCCUCUUGACACUUUCUUCACCUUUAAGGAUUAAAAACAGCUUCAGUACUUAGAACUAACUCUGCAAGGCACUUGUUAAUACUUUGUUCAGCAAUAACAUAAUGAAUAAAUGAU